AUGGCCACGCCUAAUUUCCACACGCCCAACCAAGAUAUGCCGCCAAGGGGAGGCUAUUCGCCGGUCAAAUUUGUUAGAAAUGGUCCCGCUACGCGCGGACCACCGGGAUGGUCCCUUUUUCUCGGCACGUUCUUCGUCACGUCCGUAGGCUACUACCUUGUAGGUCAGCAAAACAAGCACCAGCGUGAAUUGGCUAAAGAGGAGCGUGAGAAUCGAAUUGCAUUGUUGCCAUUUCUUCAGGCAGAGGCUGAUGUCGAAUACUUGGAACAAGAGAAGCACAUUUUGGAGAAGGAACGUGAGGCCAUGAAAAAUGUUCCUGGCUGGGUGGCGGGUCAAUCGCCGUACAACUCCAACCGUUACCAGGCGCCGCUCUGGGCCCAGAAGAAGUGA
This is a messenger RNA of Plasmopara halstedii, 390 nucleotides long. RefSeq names its product NADH:ubiquinone oxidoreductase, B16.6 subunit/cell death-regulatory protein. The transcript has a single exon. NCBI's taxonomy places the organism in Eukaryota, Oomycota, Peronosporomycetes, Peronosporales, Peronosporaceae. The coding region runs from base 1 to 390 and encodes 129 amino acids. The record is from RefSeq and is a predicted model, not a curated record.